This is a messenger RNA of Schizophyllum commune H4-8, 1150 nucleotides long. RefSeq lists its product as uncharacterized. The record is from RefSeq and is a predicted model, not a curated record. The transcript is spliced from 6 exons. Lineage: Eukaryota; Fungi; Basidiomycota; Agaricomycetes; Agaricales; Schizophyllaceae. Bases 167 to 808 code for a protein of 213 amino acids.
UCAUCCCUUUCUGACCUGACCUUGCUGCUUGGCUUGCGCGUCAAUCAUCAACGACCACCUGAACAUACUUCCGAAUCCCUGAUUACUAGUUUAACACUUAAUUUCGUACUCGACGCGAGUCCGUACCCGACGCGAAACCCAUACAACGCGACACCACCCCUUCGCAAUGGAGAACCCAGCCGAGGACAUCCACGGCGUCUUCAACGCGCUCACGAUGGCGGCGAACGCAGAUGUGCAGCGCGCGGCCGUGAACAAGUACUUCCUCCCGAACGCGGGCUUCCGGCACCCGCUCUGCAGGGUGGAGCCCGGGUUCUUGAGCAGGGAUAACAUUCUGGGCGUGUACCAGUGGUACAGAAUUAUGUCCCCCAUACUCGAAGCGGAGAUCAUCGACGUCGUGUUCCAUCCGGACAAGAACGUUAUGUACCUGGAGGGCUCGCAGAAGUUCCACAUCCGGUUGUCACCCUUCGCUCCUGCGCCUGCAAGGAUCAUUAUCCGCCUCACACUGCAGAAAGACCAGUUUUCUGGGCUCUACUACAUUGCCCAGCAAGAGGAUUUCUACCACCCUGACGACUUCAUCAACCUCCUCGUCCCCCCACUCGCGCCCUUCAUCCGCCUCGCGCUCGACGGGGCCGGCGUCGUGAGCAACAUCUGCGCUAAGGUCGGCCAGGUCGUCGGCUACUGGCGCCCGGGCGGGGGCCCGCAUGCGGAGAGCGGGGAGGAUGUGUGCGUCUCGCCGACCGGGAAUGGUGGCGCGUACGUCUCGGAACCGCUGUAUGAGGAGUCGGACGUGGAGAGCAAGCGGAAGUGAGAGAUGGGCGGACCUUUGAGGCGCCGGGGAGGAUGAGCCGGCUUCGGAGGCGUGGGGAGGAUGGGCCUCUGGACCUCAACGUCGCGAGGCUUAUCCGCCGCUGGGAAUAUGGAGCUCGCGAUGCGAUGGGGGAGGAGGCGAGUGAAGUUUGCGGAGGAAGAGGAGAUGGACGUCUGUGGAGGAAGAGACGGAGGAUGAUGAAGGUCACAUUGAGGAGACCUCUGAGCAGCACGGUCUGUCAUAAGACGAUCGACCUGCGCUGCGCUGUGUAUAUAACCAUUGUUAUCUUCUGCUUUGGACUGUACUGAAUACGUUACGACCUAGUGUAUCCUCUCCUUAUUC